AUGCUGCUGGGUGACGCCGAGUACUGGUGGAGGAGCGCCAGGCAGAUAUUGGAAGCAAGCAACACGGUGGUCACUUGGGAUACCUUCAAGAGGGCAUUCCUUGACAAGUACUUCCCUGAGACUGCAAGGGAAGAGAACGAAACCCAAUUCCUGAAGCUCCACCAAGGAGGCAUGUCUGUUGGAGAAUAUGCCGCCAAGAUGGAGGCACUGUCAAAACAUUUCCGAUUCUUUCAGCUGCAGGUGGACGAGCCCUAUCUGUGCAACCGUUUUAUGAUGGGGCUACGCUACGACCUUGAGGAAGCUGUUAGACCUCUGGGCAUUCGGCAAUUCCAAGUGCUAUUCGAGAAGGCCCGAGAAGUUGAGGCUAUGAAGAACCGCCGAGGGAGUAGGCAAGGAAGGGGUGGACCAAUCAGGCCAAGGCAUCAAGAUUAUGAGGGGCAUGGUAAAGGGAAACAACCUCAGAAGAACCCUUAUGACUACCAGCGAGGCAACAAUCGAGUUAUGGGUCAGAACACACCCAAUGAGACAACCCAUGAAGGUCAAGGUAACCAAGCCCAAGGGAAGGACGUGACUUGCUUCAAGUGCGGAAAAGUGGGUCACUAUGCUCAUGUCUGCAAGGAAGACCCUAGAGUGUGCUUUAACUGCGAUAAGCCAGGACACGUGGCAAGGGAUUGCAAGGCACCAAAGGUUGAAGCGGGAGCAACCUUGAAUGCCGCAGGAGGAAGGCGUCCGGUAACAGCAGGACGAGUGUACACCCUGAACGCUGACGAAGUUGAGAACACCAGGGAGCUAGCUCGGGAAUUGGCUAGUUCUGUUAGUGACCUUGUCACCGCUUUGUUUUGA
This is a messenger RNA of Lotus japonicus, 843 nucleotides long. RefSeq lists its product as uncharacterized. The coding region runs from base 1 to 843 and encodes 280 amino acids. The transcript has a single exon. Gene Ontology annotation, molecular function: zinc ion binding; nucleic acid binding. Lineage: Eukaryota; Viridiplantae; Streptophyta; Magnoliopsida; Fabales; Fabaceae. The record is from RefSeq and is a predicted model, not a curated record.